Molecule: messenger RNA, 3723 nt
Organism: Danio rerio (zebrafish)
Lineage: Eukaryota; Metazoa; Chordata; Actinopteri; Cypriniformes; Danionidae
Gene: l1cama
Product: L1 cell adhesion molecule, paralog a
Cellular component (GO): plasma membrane; growth cone
Source: RefSeq, marked validated
ACAACCUUCAGGGACACCGAAAACGCCACACACAACCUGAAGCUCUUUCUGAACUGCAGAGUGAUCUUUUGCAUCAGGAGGGUGUGGACCUGAGAGAAACACACAGGAGGAAGACACAGUGCUCUUCUCUGAGUGGAAUAAUCCACGGCUUUCCUGCACCGCUGUGUUUGUGUCUGUCAGCAGGUGCAAUGCCUGCCACGUCACAAAAACAGCAGGUGAGCAGCAGGGGGCGAUGCACGGCUCUCCUGCUUCCUCUCCUUCUGCUAGCAGUGGCUCUAAAACCCGGGAACACCACCAUCAACAUCCCAUCCAGAUACAAAAUAAGAGACUUGAAAAGCCCCCCGGUGAUUACGGCCCAGCCGAAAUCUGUCACCACCUUUUCGGCUGAUGACAUCACGCUCACCUGUGAUGCCACUGGGAAUCCCCCUCCCACGUUCCGCUGGGUGAAAGAUGGUGUGGAGUUUGACCCCUCUAAAGACCCUGACCUCUCUGUAUCCCGAGAUUCUGGCACUUUUUCACUGACAGCCAAAGAUGGACCCAUCCACCAGUACCAGGGCAGAUACAACUGCUAUGCCUCUAACGAGCUCGGCACGGCGGUGUCUAAUGAGGCUCGCAUCGUCACAGAGAACACUCCUACUCUACAGAAGGAAAAGAUCAUUACAAAGAAGGUGGAGGAAGGAGAGAGUGUGGUGCUUCCCUGUAAUCCUCCUAACGGCACUGUAGCUCCGGUCAUCCACUGGAUGGAUAAGAAGCUGCGGCACAUUCAGCAAAAUGAGCGUGUGAUUCAGGGUCGUGACGGGAACCUGUACUUCUCUCAUGCAACUGUGGCAGACAGUAGAGAUGACUACACCUGCAACAUUCAGUUCCCCAGCGCACGCGUCAUCAAGCUCAAGGAGCCAAUCAAACUCACUGUUUCUUCCUCAAACUCAGUGGUGCGGAACAGAAGGCCACAGAUGAUGCGUCCCACUGGCUCCAGCAGCUCCUACCUGGUACUCAGCGGACAAAACCUGGAGCUGGAGUGCAUCGUUCAGGGCCUUCCCUCUCCCAGUAUCCAGUGGAUCAGGAAAGAUGGAGUCCUGUCUGAGUCACGCACUACCAAAGAUAGCAAUGACAGAGUUCUGCGUUUUCAAAAUAUCUCAGAGACUGACGGUGGCGAGUACCAGUGUACGGCAACCAAUCCACAGGGCAUGAGCACUCACACCUACAGAGUCACGGUGGAAGCUGCUCCGUAUUGGAUUAAAGAACCAAAGAGCCAACUGUACGCCCCAGGAGAGACUGUCAAACUGGAAUGUAAGGCUGAUGGCAUUCCCAAACCUGAGGUCACCUGGAGCAUCAAUGGCAUUCUACUUUCUGAUAUUGAUCCAGACCCCCGACGCAGCGUGAAACAUGGCGUUCUCACUCUGAAGAAUGUGGAACUCAGCGACACUGCGGUUUUUCAGUGUAAAGCAGCCAGUAAACAUGGAUCUGUCCUCAUCAAUGCCUAUGUCUAUGUUAUAGAGCUGCCUCCUCAGAUUCUGACAGAAGACGGCCUCAUGUACUCCGUGGCAGAGGGACAGACCACUGAAUUGGCUUGCGAGACCUUUGGAUCUCCUCGGCCCAAUGUCACAUGGGAGGGAGAGUCCUGGGGCGCUCUUGUAGCCAAUCAGAGGAUGAUUCAGUUAUCUGACGGUUCUCUACAGAUCAGUAACGCCUCGCUCAAUGACAGUGGCCAGUACACCUGCACUGUCAACAACAGUAAAAUCACCAUCACCGCUGAGCUUGAUGUACUCAAUAAGACAGUGAUUGUGAAGCCUCCUCUGGCUCUGCGAAUUCAGCGGGGGAAACCGGCAACCCUCACCUGCGAGUACCAGGUGGACUCCAGACAGGACCUCCCUCAAGUCCAGUGGAGGAAGAACACGCAGAAGCUUACAGAGUCCUCGGAUUCAGACAAGUACAUGAUAGAUGAAUCCACCCUCAUAAUACCUGAGGUGGAAGAAGAGGAUGAAGGGACUUAUACAUGUGAAGUCAUUACCACACUGGAUAUGGCUAAAGCUAGUGGCUCCAUCACUAUCGUCGACCGACCAGACCCUCCGAGCCUAAUACAGAUGACCGAACCCAAAGAACGCAGAGUCACUCUCAGCUGGACACCAGGAGCGGAUCACAACAGCCCUGUGCUAGAAUAUUUGAUUGAGUUUGAGGAGACGGGAUCUGACAGAAAGGAAUGGGAAGAGCUCAGCCGUGUGUCCGGCAGCAGUCAGCGAGCUACUCUUCCCCUAAAGCCCUUCAUUUCUUACCGUUUCCGAGUCAUUGCCAUUAAUGAAAUCGGCAAGAGUGACCCCAGCAUGGUUACAGAGGCCUAUUCCACACCAGCUGCUCCUCCAGACAGCAACCCUGAAGGAGUGCGCAGUGAUUCCGACGAGCCAGGCACCCUUGUCAUCACGUGGAAGGAGAUGGACAGGCGUAGCUUCAAUGGCCCAGAUUUCCACUAUAAAGUGAUGUGGAGGAAAGUUUUGGGCAGCGGUCCAUCCUGGCACACCAAAGACAUCACCUCUCCACCCUUCGUUGUCACAGAUGUGGGCAACUUCUCAGCAUUUGACAUUAAAGUGCAAGCGGUUAAUGAGAUGGGAGAAGGUCCGGAGCCCAAAUCAAUUAUUGGAUACUCUGGGGAGGACUACCCUCUUGAGGCUCCUCUGGAUGUGGGAUUGAUUCUGAUCAACAGCACUGCUAUUAAAGUGACAUGGGCGGCCGUGAACAGGGAAACUGUGAGGGGUCGUCUGCAGGGGUACAAGAUUUAUCUGACGUACUUAGGCCCAAAAGGCCAACACCUCAGACGGGAGCCAAAAACCACAUUUGUUGUGACGACAGACAGUAAUGAGGAGAAGAAGGUUUUGGGAGAUCUGCAACCGUUCUCCCAUUACAAUCUGGCUGUAAGUGUCUUCAACUAUAAAGGAGAAGGACCCCAGUCUGAAUCCAUCUUAUUCUUCACUCCAGAAGGAGUUCCGGGUCCUCCAUCAUCUUUGAUGUUGGAUAGCCCAUCAGAAACAGAAAUGACAGUGCACUGGACUCCGCCCAACCAGCCAAAUGGAAACCUGAUUGGAUACAUCUUACAGCAUCAACAACUUGAUAAUGAUGCCAGCCUUAUGCAGGUGGUCAAGAUUAGUGACCCCACUGCUUCCCACUACAAAUUAAAACUGGACCCUCACAGCCGUUACCGCUUCUAUCUGCGAGGAUACACGGCUAUCGGAGAAGGACUGCCCAUCAUCAAGGAUGGAGCCACCACACUGGAUCCAGUUCCGCCCUCCGACAUUAGCAUAUCGACUGGAGAGACAUCAGUCAACCUGACCUGGGUGUCAAAAGAAAGACAGAGGAACGUGGAAUUCUUUAUUCAUUACCUGAGAAAGGAUGGCCCAGACAAAUGGGAGAAAUCUGAAAAGGUGAACAGCACUCAGUCUUUCUACACACUGCAUGGGCUCCAGCCUGGAUCCCAGUACCGGCUGAAGAUCGACUUUAACAACACUAAAUGGGAGCAAGAGAUCCAGACUGCAGGAGCUAGAGUCAUGGAGGUGAAAAGUGGGUUUGUAACCGAGAGCUGGUUUAUUGGACUCAUCAGUGCCCUCGUGCUGUUGCUGUUGGUACUGCUCAUCCUGUGUUUCAUAAAACGAAGCAAAGGUGGAAAAUACUCAGUUAAAGAAAAGGAAGAAGGCCAAAUAGAUUCUGAAGCUCGGCCAAUGAAUAAUGAAGCUU